GUGUCAGGCCAUGUUUGGACAGUGCACAAGAAGUAAACAUAAAAUGAGUGUCGGCGGCGCAGAGAAUAAGGAAUAAACAACUCUUUUAAUAGUAAAAAUGGACCGCUUUUCGUGGUCAAAUGGACUUUUAGAAAUAAACGAAACUUUAGUGAUCCAGCAACGAGGUGUGAGACUGUAUGACGGUGAUGAUAAGGCUAAGCUGGAUGUUGGAGUUGUCUUGUUGAGCACCCAUCGGCUGAUCUGGAGGGACGUAAAAAAUCAUGAAUGCUGCAUAGCCAUGCCCCUGUCACAGAUCAUCUUCUUUGAGGAGCAGGCUGCAGGAAUAGGAAAGAGUGCAAAAAUAGUUGUUCACCUGCAUCCAGCACCUGCCAACAAGGAGCCAGGUCCCUACCAACACAGCAAGUACUCUUACAUCAAACUGUCCUUCAAAGAACACGGGCAGAUUGAGUUUUACAGGAGGCUGACAGAAGAGAUGACUCAGAAGAGAUGGGAGAGUACACCAGUUUCACAACCAAUCCCCACAGGAACUGGCUCUCAGACAGGAAAGACACGUGCAGUGGGGAUCGUUGGCAUCGAGAGGAAGAUAGAGGAGAAGAGGAAAGAAACAGACAAAAACAUUUCAGAGGCCUUUGAGGACCUCAGUAAGCUGAUGGUGAAGGCCAAAGAGAUGGUGGAGCUGUCCAGAUCAAUAGCCAGCAAGAUCAAAGAAAAGCAGGGAGAUAUAACAGAAGAUGAGACAAUCCGGUUUAAGUCCUACCUACUGAGUAUGGGUAUUGCUAACCCUGUUACUAGGGAAACACAUGGAUCAGGCACACAUUACCACAUGCAGCUGGCUAAGCAACUGGGAGAUAUGCUUCAGGCCCCCCUAGAGGAGCGCGGGGGUAUGAUGGCUCUCACUGAGGUGUACUGUCUCGUCAACCGUGCUAGAGGGAUGGAGCUUUUAUCUCCAGAAGAUUUGGUAAAUGCUUGCAAGAUGUUCGAGUCAUUGAAGCUUCCUUUGAAGCUGCGUGUGUUUGACAGUGGUGUGAUGGUGGUCCAGCUGCAGUCUCACAGCGAAGAGGAAAUGAUAGCCUCAGCACUUGACAAUGUGUCAGAGAAAGGCUCCUUGACAGCAGAGGAGUUUGCAAAGCUCUUGGGUCUCUCAGUUCUUCUGUCUAAAGAGCGGUUGUUGCUGGCUGAGAAGAUGGGCCACCUGUGUAGAGAUGACUCCGUUGAGGGUCUGAGAUUCUAUCCAAACCUCUUUUGACCUGUUUAGAAUCAUUAUUGUUGAGAUAGAGACAAAUAACCUAAAACCACGCUGCACUGUCUCUACAGAGAUAGACUGAUGCAUUAACACCCUCUUUUUACAUCUAUAUGUAUAUACUGGUAGAGUGUAGAGCAGUAGAGUGCAUGUUGUACUUUGUGCUCUUCAGUGCAGUUAUAAUUAUUGAAUGGUUGGUGUUCUGUUAGUGGUGCAGCUUUGUAGAUUCACUGUAAGUACCACCAGCUAUUUUCUAUCUAGAUCUUUAAAAUUUACCUGCAAACUGCAAAUACUGUACAUGCAGCAAAGUGUUCCCAGAUAUGUAAAAAAAAAUGGGAGUGGGAAAAUUGGCUAAAUGGGGCAUACAGUGUUAUUGUUAUUAUUUUUUUGGAACACCACUUACUGUGUUGCACAGCUUAUACAUUUUUACAGGAGGGGGGUUCUGUUUUGAAAAAGCUACUGAUCACAUUUUCCAAAGUAAAAUAUUCACUUAAGUAAAAAAACCUUUCAGUAGUUUUUCUGCAUCAAGACCUGAUUCUUGGCCCUUCUCCUGUCAAACUGUCUUUGAAUCUAACAGCCUUUGUCGAGGAUACAUUCAAGAAAAGAACAAGUUAGAAAUAAAAUGCCUGCUCUGCUAUCAGUUUGGUUCACAGGGUAUAAAAUAUAGAGCAUAUUUCCAAAUGUGUGCAGAGGUUGUGUUAUAGAAAUUCCAGUUGUGACUGUUUUGAAGCCAAAAUGAAAGGGGAGUACCCUGUUAAUUGGCCCAGUGAAGUGCUUGUAAAUUCUAUCACUUUCCCAUAUCUCUUAACUGUAUAAUAUAUUAGGAGUAACUCCAGAAGAAGUGAUGAAGGUAUGAAAUGCAAGCAUAUUGUGAGCAACUGGUCUAAGUGGCAUCAUGUCUAAAUUUCAUACUUGCUGGGAGUGCUGCCACUGUAUUUUUUUGUUUUUAAUCUGUGUGUGUCCCUGAAGGGCUUUUUACACACAGGAUAGAAAAGUUCUUUGUUCCCAUUGUGAGCUGAACUGAGCGGUAAACAGUGUUUCAUCUCCAGACAAGCUUCCUGUUUUCUGCUCGGUCUCGGUGGAGGAAAAAUGAAGGUCUGCAGACCUGCAUACAACUGAUUAGAUUACCACGCCAUGUGGUUCACUUAUUGACAGUAGAUGAACUUCAUUGGUUCAGGAAAUCAUGAGAGCUGAGCUCAGGCAGGUCUGAUCAUAAUAAUCAGGGAUUCAUGCACAGCAGUGAACUUUUGGUGUAUGUUUUUAUUUACGUAUAAAAAUGGGUCCUGUUCUUGCAUGUUUAGAUGGACUGAUUUACUCACUGGUGCAUUUUAAGUGUCAUCUCUUCAGAUCUCAGUAAUGUUUGUUUUCAUCAGUGGAUCAUAGGAAAAUGACUUGUCAUUAUGUGGGAGGAAGAUAAUCUGAUUGUAUGAGAUGAAUAGAUCCGCUGUUUAAUGCAUUUCAUUAAAUGUUUUUCUUCU
Molecule: messenger RNA, 2718 nt
Organism: Toxotes jaculatrix (banded archerfish)
Lineage: Eukaryota; Metazoa; Chordata; Actinopteri; Toxotidae
Gene: vps36
Product: vacuolar protein sorting 36 homolog
Exons: 14
Coding region: 98-1246 (382 amino acids)
Biological process (GO): protein transport to vacuole involved in ubiquitin-dependent protein catabolic process via the multivesicular body sorting pathway
Cellular component (GO): ESCRT II complex; late endosome membrane
Molecular function (GO): phosphatidylinositol-3-phosphate binding; ubiquitin binding
Source: RefSeq, a predicted model, not a curated record